GAAGUAGCGCGGACUGCUCAUCCGAUCCGUGCGGCGCGGCCAGUGUGUCAAGUUACAGAGGCGCCGGAAUCGGCCCCAGCGCUCCUCGGCAGCGGCCACGACCCACCUCUGCCCAUGGGGCCCUCCAUGUGCGCCCCUUCGCCCCGCGACUGAAACCGGCUCGACCGGGGGCCGCGAGACACCAAGAAGGACCGACAGCGCAGAACCAACUCGAGGACUCUGCAGAUACUUGAAGGGAAACACGGGGCGGAGAGGAGAGUCGGCCAGAUUCCCCUAACUUUCCUGGACUUGGAACGUACUUCGAAGUAACUUUUUUCUCACCCGAGUGUACCCCGAUUACCGCUGGUUGUGCUUUUUCGGCUUUCCCUCUCCUGCUGCUAAUUUUUCCAUCCUCUUUGCCGGGAGCAAAGGAAAGGGACUUGUUCCAGCGACAUAACCCCUUUCCCCCUGCCCCGCGGCUUGGAUCGCACCUUUGGGCAGCGGUUCUCGCCUUUAUUUAUUCUAUUUAUUUAUUUAUUGGUUCUCGAGAAGCGAGGGGAUGGUAGUGGAGCGCGCCAGCAAAGCGGCAGCCGCCGGUGCCGGCGGCCCUGGAGAGUUGGGCACGCCCGAGACGGUGGCGCUAGCGGUGGCGCCGGCGGAGCGCUGCGCGCGGCUGCCGAGCCCGGGGUCGUGCGGGCUGCUAGUCCUGGCCGUCUGCUCGCUGGCGCUCAGCCUGCUCGCCCACUUUCGGACGGCCGAGCUGCAGGCCCGGGUGCUGCGCCUGGAAGCGGAGCGAGGGGAGCAGCAGAUGGAGACGGCUAUUUUGGGACGAGUCAACCAACUGCUGGACGAGAAAUGGAAGCUCCACUCUCGGAGGCGCCGGGAGGCCCCGAAGACAUCUCCAGGGUGUCACUGCCCGCCAGGACCUCCUGGUCCCACUGGAAGGCCUGGCCUCCCGGGAGACAAAGGUGCCAUUGGGAUGCCUGGACGUGUGGGCGUAAAGGGCCAACCAGGCGAGAAGGGGGCCCCAGGAGAUGCCGGCAUGUCCAUCAUCGGUCCCCGUGGCCCCCCUGGUCAGCCAGGCACUCGAGGUUUUCCUGGAUUUCCGGGUCCCAUUGGGCUGGACGGCAGACCGGGCCACCCCGGACCGAAAGGGGAGAUGGGCCUGAUGGGUCCCCGAGGACAGCCGGUUGGUACCUCGCCCUAA
Molecule: messenger RNA, 1186 nt
Organism: Equus quagga
Lineage: Eukaryota; Metazoa; Chordata; Mammalia; Perissodactyla; Equidae
Product: collagen alpha-1(XIII) chain-like
Exons: 11
Coding region: 539-1186 (215 amino acids)
Source: RefSeq, a predicted model, not a curated record